AUGUCGUCGCCAGUAGCAAGACAAAAAGCGAGCUCCCCUGCCGAGAACCAAAACGUGAGGCGCUCCAUAGCCAUAGCUUCCGCGAGAGAGAGAAGGUUUGGAGCCAUGAGGCCGACUCCGAUGGACUUCUUCGGCGACAUGGACGACCAGGGCUCCACCAUGGCCAUGGACGUUGACGAUGUUGACACACUCGAGAGCUUCGCCGACGGUGUCAUCGGCGAGAACAAGCUGGCCGACGCUGACUUCUUCAACUCCUUCGAGGACGAUUUCGACGACACCGACAUCAACUGA
This is a messenger RNA of Prunus armeniaca (apricot), 291 nucleotides long. The record is from the annotation of a GenBank genome assembly. NCBI's taxonomy places the organism in Eukaryota, Viridiplantae, Streptophyta, Magnoliopsida, Rosales, Rosaceae.